Oryzias latipes (Japanese medaka) is the source of this 4857-nucleotide messenger RNA. RefSeq names its product discs, large homolog 3 (Drosophila) (gene dlg3). NCBI's taxonomy places the organism in Eukaryota, Metazoa, Chordata, Actinopteri, Beloniformes, Adrianichthyidae. Gene Ontology annotation, molecular function: protein kinase binding; ionotropic glutamate receptor binding. Gene Ontology annotation, biological process: receptor localization to synapse; establishment or maintenance of epithelial cell apical/basal polarity; chemical synaptic transmission. The record is from RefSeq and is a predicted model, not a curated record. Gene Ontology annotation, cellular component: postsynaptic density membrane; neuromuscular junction; neuron projection.
ACAUCUAGGGCAAGCUGGCUGAGAGGCAACCAAGUGCUCAGCUCCUCUGCCGGCUGAGAAAAAGAGGAGAACGAAAGACCAUUCUCAAAGCAGGACUAAAAACGUGAGAUUUUUUUCAACCAACCGGAAGACAGCCAACGGAGGAAGAUUUUCAUCUGCGGAUAUCAUUUAUUUAUACAUAUUGUUUAUAUAUUUAUAUAUAUAUUUGUACACACGCAUAUAGAUAUAUAGAUAUAUAUAUAUAUAUAAAUAAUCUAUAUAUAUAUAUAUAUAUAUAUACAUUUAUCUCUGUACAUAUCUGUAAUUGUGCUUGUCUGUUUAUAUGACUAUUUUUAUAUACUUGUGUGUGUAAAUAUAUAUAUAUAUAUAUAUAUAUAAUCAGAAUAAUAUAUAUACAUACACACAUGUGUGUAUGUAUAUAUCUAUGAAUUUAUUUGCGUAUCACUGUGAGCCAAGAGAAGCGAGAGGAAAUUUUUGUCAUCAGGGCUGGUCUCUGAUUGCAUGGUGGCAUACAAUAUUUAAAAAUUUUCCUUUGAUCUUCUACGUCAAGAGGACAAAGACUACGUGACCAUUUUGUAUUUUUGUGUUCCUGUGCUGCUUGUCAUCCAUCCAGAUCGCUCAGUUUUUUGUGUUUUUUUUAACCAGCAUCCUAGAGGAAUAAAGGCGUCGGUGGUGAGGAUUUGAUGAAAAGGAGCCAAUCUGUAGAAAUUCCUGCUAUUAGUGUUAUCUGUGCCGGCAUUAGCACUCUGUGAACCGAUCACAGAGGGUUCUGUGAGAUCUGAGGAGGCAGCAAAGACAGAGUGCUACGCCGCCCAUCUCAGCAUCAACCCAGCCAGCACAGCCAGCAUGCACAAACACCACCACUGCUGCAAGUGCCCAGAAUGUUAUGAGGUAACCCGGAUGGCUGCCCUGCGUAGGAUGGACGCCCCGGCAUAUGGAGGAGACUGGCAGGCUGAACCCUAUGGAUACCCACCAGGGUAUGGAGGUGGACAGACCUUACCCCCUCCAGCUUCAGGGGGAGGUGGAAGCAUGGGAGGAGGAGGGGGAACUUUGGGAAGAAGUAAGGGGAAAAUGAUGUCUGGAGGAGGCCCUGGAGGCCCCAACCCAAAAGGCCAGUCCAAGAGUGGCCCAAAAGUAAAUGGUAACAACUCAAGUGGACAAGGAGGAUGGUGGCCUGAGUGCACCUGCACCAAUCGGGAGUGGUACGACCAGGCCAACCCUCCCCCCAUUAUUGUCAACGCAGACUCACUAGAUGCAGGCCCUUAUGUAAACGGCAGUGAUGCGAUGUAUAAAUAUGAAGAGAUCAUUUUGGAAAGGGGGAAUUCUGGCCUGGGCUUUAGCAUCGCUGGAGGAAUAGACAAUCCCCACAUUCCAGAUGAUCCGGGGAUCUUCAUCACCAAGAUAAUCCCAGGAGGAGCAGCCGCUAUGGAUGGACGGCUGGGGGUCAACGACUGUGUGCUGCGUGUGAACGACGUUGAUGUGUCUGAGGUGGUUCAUAGUCGGGCAGUGGAAGCUCUGAAGGAGGCGGGGCCUGUGGUGAGGCUGCUGGUUCGACGGAGGCAGGCCCCGCCUGAGACAAUCUUGGAGGUCAACCUGCUCAAAGGACCCAAAGGACUGGGGUUCAGCAUUGCUGGAGGGAUCGGGAACCAGCACAUCCCAGGAGACAACAGCAUCUACAUCACCAAGAUAAUAGAAGGAGGAGCUGCCCAGAAGGAUGGACGGCUGCAGACUGGAGACCGCCUGCUAGCUGUGAACAACAUUGUGCUGCAGGAUGUUCGUCAUGAGGAGGCAGUGGCGGCGCUGAAGAACACCUCAGAUAUGGUUUACCUCAAAGUGGCGAAGCCUGGACCGGUGCAUCUGAACGACAUGUACGCCCCCCCGGACUACUCCAGCAGCCUGGCCCUCCCUCCAGCCUUCCCAACAAUGGUGGACAACCACGUCAGCCAUAACUACAUGGGGGCGAUGGAGCCAAAGCCAGUGUACCCGCCACCCCAGGUCACCCCGUCCAGGUACUCGCCUGUUCCACGCCACAUGAUGGGGGAGGAAGACUUCACAAGGGAGCCGAGGAAGGUGGUGCUGCACAAGGGCUCCACAGGUCUGGGCUUCAACAUAGUCGGUGGAGAGGAUGGAGAGGGGAUUUUUGUCUCCUUUAUCUUGGCUGGAGGACCUGCUGACCUGAGCGGAGAGCUGAGGAGGGGCGACCGCAUUCUUUCAGUAAAUGGAGUAAAUCUUAGAAAUGCCACACAUGAGCAGGCGGCAGCAGCCUUGAAGAGAGCGGGCCAAACCGUCACCAUCAUUGCGCAAUACAGGCCUGAAGAAUAUAGUCGCUUUGAGUCCAAGAUCCACGACCUGAGGGAGCAGAUGAUGAACAGCAGCAUGAGCUCAGGCUCGGGCUCCUUGCGCACCAGUGAGAAGCGCUCCCUCUAUGUCAGAGCUCUGUUUGACUAUGAUAGAACAAGGGACAGCUGCCUGCCCAGCCAAGGUCUGAGCUUCUCAUACGGGGAUAUCCUUCAUGUCAUAAAUGCAUCUGAUGAUGAGUGGUGGCAGGCGAGACUCGUCACUCCUCAUGGAGAAAGUGAGCAGAUUGGGGUCAUUCCAAGCAAGAAGAGAGUGGAGAAGAAGGAGCGUGCCAGAUUAAAAACCGUCAAGUUCCACGCCAGGACAGGCAUGAUUGAAUCUAACAGGCAGCCAGUCAAAGUAAAGCGCAAAAAAAGUUUCAACCUUUCACGCAAGUUCCCGUUUUACAAGAGCAAGGAGAAUAUUGCAUAUGAGCAGGUGGAUCCAGAACAAUGCCUGACGUCCAACACAAGCGACAGUGAAAGUAGUUCCAAGGGUCAAGAAGAUACUAUUCUUUCUUAUGAGCCAGUCAUUCGACAGGAAAUUCACUACACGAGGCCUGUGAUCAUUUUGGGCCCAAUGAAAGACAGAGUAAAUGAUGACCUCAUCUCAGAGUUCCCCCACAAGUUUGGUUCAUGUGUACCCCAUACGACCCGCCCGAGGAGAGAAAACGAGAUGGAUGGCCAGGACUACCACUUUGUGGCCUCUAGAGAGCAAAUGGAGAAAGACAUUCAGGAUAAUAAGUUCAUUGAGGCCGGCCAGUUUAAUGAGAACCUCUAUGGGACGAGCAUCUUGUCUGUCCGAACGGUGGCUGAAAGGGGGAAGCACUGCAUCCUGGACGUGUCUGGAAAUGCCAUAAAACGACUGCAGCAAGCACAACUUUAUCCAAUCGCCAUCUUUAUUAAACCAAAAUCCAUUGAAGCUCUAAUGGAAAUGAACAAGAGGCAGACGUACGACCAGGCCAACAAAGUCUUUGACAAGGCAGUGAAGCUGGAGCAAGACUUUGGAGAGUUUUUCACCGCUAUUGUCCAGGGUGACUCGCUAGAGGAGAUCUACAACAAAAUCAAGCUCAUCAUCGAGGAGCAGUCUGGACCCUACAUCUGGAUCCCCUCCUCAGAGAAGCUCUGAGUUCCCUGCCGUUGUCUCUGCGUUAGUGCAGAGCUCCCCCUCUUCCUCCCCCAACAGACCCCGACCACACGCCCACAUAGCCCCCUCCUCGCCUCCUUUUUGCAGAUAUGUUUCAUAUCAAGUUUUAGUGUCAUCAUUAUGUUACUCUCUAAAUGAAAAAGAAGUCUUAUCACCAUUACUGUGACUGUGCACACCCCUGCAUGAGUUCUCAACAAAAUCCAUACAAGACUAGAAACGCCAUUCCAAAGGAAUCUGUCAAAGAAAACAAAAAGGGAAAAAAAGAACAAAUCCUGUCGUAAGCUGGGGCUGCCUGGAGAUCUGUAUGAUGCACAGAAGUCUGGACAUGAGCGGAACGGGGAUUUUAGAAGAGGUGGCGGGGAAGAAAGACAAAUCACACCAAGUUUGAACACUGUAAAUGUUGGAGUCGUAUUCAAAGACGGGCUGAAGACCGACUGGAGGUUUGGCUUUCUUUCUGUUGCGCUUUUCUAAACAGACUGGAUGAAAUGGAGCCCUGCUGAUGGUACUGUUGUCUCUUGUUUAUACUGAGCGGAGAGAAGCCUGAAGAAACUGGUGAUUCGCAAACCGGCUUGCUGUUUGUCUGCCAGUUGUCUGUGCCGCAGCAGAUAAAGACACUGAAAGGCAGAUCAAGUGGAAGAAAUGUGUUGUGAAUCUCUACAUUUAUAUUAUAAAAAAUCAUAAAAUAAAUGAGAAAAUUCUACUGAGAUUUUACCGCAUAUUAAGAGUACACAUUUUACACUUCACUAGAAUUGUCAAUCUGGGGGGCUGUGAGGUUUUUAUUUCUGUUUUUUUUUUUUUUUGUUUUUUUUUUUUUUUUUGCUUGUGGUUUUUAGCUGCUCUGUGAAGGAUGGAGGUAGAGACGUGUAUCUGGGCUCUCUGCAAAACACCAAACUGCCUUACAUCAAAUACAAAUUCUGUUUUGUGACUACCUGUUGUCUGUGAGGAAAGCUGCAAACGGCUGAUGAGAUGGGAGAGGAGCAUUUUUCUCUGCGUUAUUUUGAGUCCUGCAGCUGUAGGGAGGCCUGAUGUCGAGUGCAAUAGAUUAAAGCGAGUCUCACCCCUGUGGGCACCUUUCCUCUUCCCUGUUUUCAAUCUUUAUCCUCUGUAAUUUCUAAAUCUGGAUUAAAUUUAGACAGCCAAAGGCGUCUAACUCCUGUUUAGCAGCAGACCACCCUCCUACACUCUCUGCCUUUCCAGAGGAUUCACUUAAGAUUGGUGACAUGGUACUGUCCUAUCUGCCGCUGUUGUGGCAAUCUUAAAACGGGUAGAACAAGACAACAAUUGUAUUGGAUGUUCUUAAAGUCAAAUAGUUAUAACCUGUUUUGAAUUGUGCCCCUACCAUAAAAACACUAAAGCUGUGUUUGAGUAAAACUU